CUGGCUGCAAUAACAGUUGAAAGGUAGCAAGUUGAGAGGUUGGUGACAAUGCUGCAAUUUUUAUUUCAGCUUCUCUUUAACCCGAGCGACCAAGACACCCACCCAGGAAGCGUGGACCGCCGUUCGCUUUACUUUUUAUUUUUUAUUUUUUCACCCCAAAAAACAAGCCCCCUAGCAUCCUAAAGGGAUGCCCGUUAGCUUUCGUUAUCCCAGCAGGUUGCAGGCAAGCGGUUGCACGGACUCGCAGGAGCUAGCCCCGUUAGCUUGAGAACUUUCUUUUUGAAGCACGUCUAAAGAUGGCUGUCUCGGUUCGGGGCUUGUACUUUGUGCUGACGCUGUUUUUGGCCAGUUUCUUCGGGAGCGUCUUCAUGCUGGGUCCGGUCUUGCCCCUGAUGCUGCUGUCCCCCGCUUGGUAUCGCUGGAUCACCGAUCGCAUCGUCGCUACCUGGCUCACCCUGCCCGUGUCCCUGCUGGAGCUGGUGUUCGGGGUAAAGGUGGUGAUCACCGGCGACGCCUUUGUCCCCGGUGAGCGCAGUGUCAUCAUCAUGAACCACCGUACGCGUCUGGACUGGAUGUUCCUGUGGUGCUGCCUGCUGCGCUACAGCUACCUGCGCCUGGAGAAGAUAUGUCUCAAGGCCGCGCUCAAGGCCGUGCCCGGCUUCGGCUGGGCCAUGCAGGUGGCCUGCUUCGUCUUCAUCCACCGGCGCUGGGAGAAGGACAAAGAGCACUUGGGCAACAUGCUGGACUACUUCUGCGACAUCAGGGAACCGCUGCAGCUGCUGCUCUUCCCUGAGGGCACCGACCUCACUGAGAACACGAGAGUGCGCAGCGACGAGUUCGCCGUGCAGCACGACCUGCCGAGAUACCAACACGUGCUGCACCCGCGCACCACCGGCUUCACUUUCAUUGUGGAGCGACUGCGAAAAGGAGACAACCUGGAUGCGGUGCAUGACAUCACCGUGGCGUACCCCAAGAACAUUCCCCAGACCGAGCGCCACCUCAUGCUGGGCCUUUUUCCCCGCGAGAUCCACUUCCACGUGCGGCGCUAUCCCGUCGCCACGUUGCCCGCCCCCUCGGCCGAGUUGGAGUCGUGGUGCCGUGAGCGCUGGGCCGAGAAGGAGUCCCGUCUGCGGGACUUCUACUCGAGCCGGCCGCGGGCCUUCGACCAGGAAGGUGCGGCGCAGGUGCCGCCGUGUAAGUCGGAGCUGCGCGUGGCCCUGAUCAAAGCGGCCUCGCUGCUCUACUGGACCAGCUUCAUCGCGUUGUGCUUCGCCGGCCUGUGGCUGUUGGCUCCCGUCAGGUUGUACUUUGUGGUCGUAGUGGGCGUGUACGUGGCCCAGCAAAAGAUGGCAGGCGGGCUGGAGCUGCUCGAGUUGGCCUGCCAUCGCUACUGGACCUCUGUGGCGGCCAACGGAGGCAGCAAGAUGCUGGAUGGAAAAACACAGUGAGGAGAGAGUACUGUCUUGAGACACUAAAGCUCCCUUUUGUGGGGUCUUCCUUUAGAAAGGGAAUCUUAUGUUCACCUCCUGGCAGGGAGGUUCAGGAGGGACGCGUUGUCAUCAUCCCUCAUUUUGGCUCUCCUUUUAUUACCUCCACCUUUUUUUGCUUUUGCGGCAUGGCGCAGCAACCACCUAAGCUUAUGUUGGCCAAGUAGGUUGUUGACCUUAUUGGAGGUCUUCGCUGCGCUGGGGUCUAGAUGCCACCAAGCUCGCACCAUCGGUUGGUUUACUGUGAAGUGCACGUGUCAGGCUACUAUCUGCGCGUUGAGUUAGCCUCCACGUCUUUUCUGUACAUUUUGUUUUGUUUUUUUGGGUCUUGCGUGUUUCACGGUGUCUUACACGACGGAGCGAAGCCAUACAACCUGCACAUUCUCUACAUGGACUCAUCUAAAUGUAUUUUCAAAUACCUCCUACUUGGGUAGAAUUUCGCUUUUAUACAAAACGUAGGAAUGGAUUUUUUCCCCAGGGACAGGGGGGGGGAAAAAAAUCUGCUUGUUUGUACAAGUACAAAAGCCAAAGGUGAGCCAGAAAGUAAAUACUCACUGAUGGUUUUUUUUUUAUUUUUUGGGGGGAUUUAGGCUUGAAGCAAAUGUCCUUAUUGGGAAGUUUUGGAGGGGGGUGAGGGGGAAGAUGUUGGGACAACAUGACCCUCCUGUCACAGUGGUGGCGCAGGAGGACCACCAGACUUGGAGUGGAAAACUCCCCUUCCCCAAAGAAAGUAAUCCCCCCCCAAAAAGUCCUUUAAUGCCCACUUCUCUGUGUGACACUGAUGCGUUGGCUCCACUCAAUUAGCAAAAGGCAGCUCAGAGGAAAGCUGUGUCCGUUGUGCCAAGCAAGCAAGGGCACGCUCAACACUUUUUCGCGCCACGUUCCGGGACUUGGAAAUACAGUGGAAUCUUGGUUUUCGCAUUUCCUAGUUUUCGGCAGGGUCAUUGGAAGAAUCUUUACCGAACCCAACUUACUGUCCCAGGACUGGGCGAUAUGGGCUAAGAUUCAUAUCGCAGUAUGAAUUGAAUGCCCUAAUGGCAAUGGUGUACAUCACGUUGUAAACGUGAGUAGAACAUUUUUAUAAUGGAUGUAUUUCGGAAUGGGUCGUAUGGUUCUUUAGCAAAGCUAAAAAAAAAUUAUUUUUUUUAAAGAGAGAGAGAGAUAAUGUAACUUUGAGAACAUUCAUUGUGCAGAGCUCCAAAAUCAAAACUCAACAAAUUACAUUGCUGAUAUAUUUAAUAUACUGUAUAUUAAUAUACUUUUGACCUGAAAGGCUCCUCCACCUGACUGAUGUAUGCAGUAACGUAUGAAUUCAUUUCCUGUUUUUGGACGUGUGUUUACUGUGUAGCUGUCUAUUAUUUUCUCUUUAGACACUUAUUUACCUACUAAUUUUCUCUUUAUCGUUGGUUACUCUGAUGGUUCGAACCAGACUUCUGUGAAAAGUGUACUGUACUUUACUAAAGCACUUAUCCUGGUGUUCCGCAACCAGCAUGGCUUCUCCGUCAUCUCCUGUUGAUUACACCUCGUUUCGUGAUACUUAUUCACCGCCACGGAGGCAAUGAUUCGUGACUUAGAGAAGUGGCUUCGCACCGUCCAUAGCCGCGCUAGUUAGCCAGCGGCAGCUCGUAGCUACAUGUAGCUGUAGGGGCGCAAGAUGAGCGCCGAUCAUUCCCCGAUAGUAACCGAGCAGCGGGGUAAGCACGGAGGAUGGGUGACUCUUCGACAUGGACUCACCCAUUUUCUUUAUUUAUUUUUUUUAACCAGCUCAGACCCCACAAGAAUGUGCUUAUUUCUUUGUACGUAUUUACGAAAUUUGUACUAGCCCGGUUGGGCUAGCGUCUAAGGUAUGCGGUUGCCCGCCAGAGUGGCCCAGGGCCACCAAGGCACCGUUAAUGUUAGACCCUGUUCCGUUUUCGAUCAGUUGUUCUCUUCCAAAUUUUGUCCCAGCUUUCGUACAUCUGCUUGUUUUUUUUUGGUACAAAAAGGUGUAUUCCAUAAGGCAAGUGUUUAUACACAACUCAAAGCAAUAACCCUUCUUGUCAGUGUUGCCCCAACUUGCCUGAGUGUUCCAUAGCGGACUGAGAGUUUUGUUAUUGCCUUGAGUUGCAAAUAAAAGCUUGCAUUGUGGAAAACGCCUUGAUACCUGUUGAAUCACUUUUUACACAAUACGACAAAGUCCUGAGUGAAAGCCAUUUGUGAAAGAAAGCGAGAAAUACCAUAGAAUUCUAGAAAGAACUCGUAGCAAAGUACAAAAAUGGCUCCUACCUCACCUCUUCUUGUCAUCUUCCAUACAGCAAGUUUCACACUGUUUUGUAUAUGUAAAUCUGUAGUUAUUCUCUGUAAAAAAAAAAAAUAUAUAUAUAUAUAUAUAUAUAUCUUUGUUUGGGGUGUCAGGAACAGAUUUAUGGGUUUACGUAUUUCCUUGGGGAAAAGAUUACUUCGGUUGGUUUUCAUACAAUUAGGUUUUAGUCAAGACUUUCUGGAACGGAUUCAUCACGAAAACAGAGUUUUUUUUGUUUUUUGUUUUUUGCAUCAGGACAGCGUUUUUUUUGUAGCAAAACUUGAGCGAAUCAGCAGACUCCCGACAUGGCGACAAACAAUCUUUUCAGUGCAAUCGAGCCAGACCGUCGUAUGUCCUCAAAUAGUGGCCGCGCGUGUUCGUUUACUCAACUGUGGAGUGACUGCAAAUGGAGAAUGGCGGGGGUGUUUAUUUACUUAACUGUAGAGGGGGCGGGCAGGCCUUAUUUGUACGAUAUGUUUCUGAACAAUAUCAGCACCAUUUAUAAACUGCGGUGUAAGGAAACUAAAAGGCCGAUUGCUCCCUGGUAGAAUAACGUAGCUCCGCACAACAUUUUGGAGCGACGUUCAGACUCCACGCAAGAUGUGCUGCCAUAGGUGCUGCUGUUUUGGCCAGCAACACAGUUCAAGCAGGCUCAGCAGCUAGCUCAACUGAGAUGAUUACAGUUACUACCAGUUUGUUUUUGUUUUUUUCCCCCCGAGGGGGGUCAAACAAACAAAAAAAGGGUAAAUUGUCUAUUUAGAGGGCGGUGUUUAUGUGUCUUAACGCCGCACCCAGUGAUUCAUCGAGACGUGGCGACUAUUCGAGGUGAGGCCAUUAUAUGAGGAAAUACGCUGAUUGGCUGUUGGGAAGAUUAAGUUUGGAGCCUCUGUGCUUUACCAGUCACUGUGAUUGAAUGGACACGAAACAUGGUAAAUCAGCUAAAUGUAUUGGGUCGUUGUUAUUAUUAUUAAUAAUAGUUAUGAUGAUGAUGAUGAUUGUGUUUUAUUGUUCUUUGUUAUCACUUAAUUGUUGAUGCUGGACCUCUUAAAAUGAUGACCCUCAGGUACACAUGGUGAGUUGCUGGAAAAAAAGAAAAUACCAGAUUAAAUGAACUCUGACUCCA
Phyllopteryx taeniolatus (common seadragon) is the source of this 4891-nucleotide messenger RNA. RefSeq names its product lysocardiolipin acyltransferase 1 (gene lclat1). Gene Ontology annotation, molecular function: acyltransferase activity. Bases 297 to 1448 code for a protein of 383 amino acids. The record is from RefSeq and is a predicted model, not a curated record. The transcript is spliced from 6 exons. Lineage: Eukaryota; Metazoa; Chordata; Actinopteri; Syngnathiformes; Syngnathidae. Gene Ontology annotation, cellular component: endomembrane system.